Molecule: messenger RNA, 411 nt
Organism: Eruca vesicaria subsp. sativa (arugula)
Lineage: Eukaryota; Viridiplantae; Streptophyta; Magnoliopsida; Brassicales; Brassicaceae
Source: the annotation of a GenBank genome assembly
AUGAAUUUAGGUCACAGAAUACCCAGGAAGAAGCACACAGAUAAUACGCAGAAAAAAACACAAAGAAACUAUGUAAUGAUAUGGGAUUUAUCACUAGAGAAGGAUGAAGAAGAGGAAGCAGAGUUCAAAGCGCAGACCAUGGAACAAGUUAACACACUUCAAGACUCACCUCCUCAGCUUUUUUCGCUCACCAGGGACAUAUCUAAUGGACAAAAGAAGGCACUUCACUGGCACAACCAGAUUCCAGGGAUGAUCAUCUCUACGGCUGAAGAUGGAUUCAACAUCUUGAUUCCUUACAACAUUCAGAACACAGUUCCUGAAAAGCUUUCUUUUGAGAGUUUUGUAUUGUCCUCCCUGUUUACUACUACAAGAAUUAUACUCUUUCACAACUUGAUGUUUUAUAACCGUUAG